CACGGGAAUUUUAUAUAUUAGAUUUUUAAUUUAAAUGGGUACAUAAUAGGAAGAAAAAACAUCGAUAUCAGAUUCGAUCGUUAUAUAUCGAUUUUGUUUGUUUCACGAAAAUUCUGUCACUCUUAGAUGAAAACUGCGCUUGUUAUCUUAGCGUAAAUACACGCGUAGGUGAUAGCAUCCGUCUCUACCCACGACAUAUUUUCGCUAAAACCGAAAGUCCCGAAUCAAAAAUAGUAUAUCAUAUGGAAAGGCAUCUGAAUCACAGCAAACAUUGUAUGCAGUUUGUAAAUUAGUAAAAGAACAAAAUUGAAGAAAAAAGAGUUUUAUUAAUUUAAUUACAGUGUAAAAAUCUUAUAGUUAAUUUAACGUUCUUUUUUAAGUUUUCUAAUUUAUUACGCUACUAACUAUGGCGUUUCGUACCAGCGCAAUUAUUGCGAAGAUUCCUACUUAAAACGGCUUUGAUACAACAAAGCUGAACAGCAUAAGUUAGCAAGCAAACCCGCGAGCUACCACUAGGUAUGAGACGUACAAUUUUGCAACACAAGCAGCUCUCGGUGUCGGUAUAUCUGUGUAUAAAGUUUGAGUAAUAAGGAGAACAAUCACGGAUGCUCUCGGCGUCGCCCCUCCGUGAUACCUGCGCCGGCGCACAGCGCGCAGUCUUCGUCGACGGCCGACCGUCGCGAGCGCAUCCUUACGCGUCUCUAAAGCUACCACUGCACCGCAGUUCGAUUGUCGUCAAGUGAACACAAGUGACAGAGUGACAUAACUUUUCAGUUAGUGAUACGUUUUUGGUAACGUGUGAAAAUUACGUUUUGGGUACAUUUUCUCUGCGGAUAAUCUGACAGUCCACGAAAAAGCAACAUAUUGAUCAGCCAUGCGGUGGAGGCGGAGUGAGUCGAGCGACAUGAUGAAGACGAUACUACUGAUUGUUGUUAUGAUAUGCGCCUGUGAUGGAGCACGGCGUACAGCGCAAAGGCGACAGGACUCGGAGUUGUACGCUCCAGCGCCCAGCGUGGAGAGCCUGCAGGAGAUAGCGCAAGCGAUGGGAGCAGCCGGCUUCGAGCACUACACGGAGGGCAAGGCGCUGGUCAAGAGGCUCAUACCGCCUGAAAACAAGCCCGAGGACAUCGUCGAGUAUCAAGGUGUGAUAGGCAGGGCUGGCGUGGACUUCCCGGCGUUCCCCAACAUCCCACCCACAGGGUUUAACUGCAAGAACGUGCCCACCGGAUACUACGCUGACUUGGAGACUGAUUGCCAGGUAUUCCACAUAUGCGACACAUCACGCAAGAUCUCGUUCUUAUGUCCCAACGGUACCAUCUUCAGCCAGUCGCACCUCAUAUGUGACUGGUGGUUCAAGGUGGACUGCGCCUCCGCCCCAGCCCUCUACGAGUCCAGCGCCGAAUACUACUCCAACGAACAGAAGAAAAGCCAGAAGAUCACUCAGAGCCUUAGCAAAAACCAGGACCUUCAACAGAUAGGUGCUGACUCCAACAUCCGGGCCGAGUCGAGGCGCACGCCCGUCAAUGUGGCCAGCACGACUGAACGACUGCUCAGGAGCAGACAGCGACAGACCGAGAUCCCUAAAGCCACAGCCAAGACCUUCCAAGCCCUGUUCACAGACACUUUCAGUCCUACUCAACGUACUGCCGCCACUACUGCCUUCGAACAGCGUAGAAAGAGUUUAGUUCAACUCAUAUCUACCAACUUCGGCAACAUUCCAGCCAGAUCAACACAAGCCACUUACACGGAGUCUCCAGUAUACAGAAGUACUGCUGACUUCAAUCUGCGAGAAAUGCAGGUUGCGGCGGAGACUGCUGCCUUCGCAAACAAUAACAACAGACAAUACCUUCAGGAUCUGCACAACAAAAACUACCGGCCGUACCCGGUAUACACGCCGAACUUACCGGUAAAGUCGAAAACCAAAAAUAAUCCUAAUUUGACGACCCUGUAUGAUAUUCGUGACAAAAAUGCAGCGCCCUCAACUCCUGAACCGACGACGACAAAACGUCCCACUUUGUUGCCAUACACAAGAAGUUACUCCACAAUAAUUGAAAAGCAAGAACCCUAUACAAGACCCGGAGUAUCUCUGCUGAAAGGUUUUCUACAAAAGGAAAAGAAUAAGACUUUGGCAGCAAUAACAACAACAACGGAAAAAAUAACGCAAACAACGGCAAGAACCGACGGUGAUAAACCGAACAAGGUCACUAUUGAAACGAAAGACUCCUUUGAAUCAGCGACGAAGAUACCUCACACGACGAGAGCCGACUUGUACACUGAAACAGCUUCAUCUGACCGCUACGACGUUUACUCUACUACGAACCAAGAAACACAAGUCACUACUGAAGCCUCUUACCAAGAACGUCGUGAAAGACUCAUGAGGAAAUUGAAUUUAGACAGAUUCGGACCCACUGGACCUACGGAACCUUCUGCUCCUGCGAGUAUCACCGACAGACAAUUUGGUGAACAAUCCAACAGACCUGGAAUAGCUGUGCCCCCAUCUCUCACCCCGAAGACGUUGCAUAGCCUGGCCAUUUACUACGCGACUGCGUUAGACAAUUUGUCGACAACCUCGACUCCUGAAGAAAAUGAGACAGCGACGCCACCCUUCGAUGAGUACGAGGCUAUGGAAGAAGUCCUGCCAGCGCUGUUCAGUCGUCAAACCAUUAAUAAAUACAGCAACCUGUUCGGUCACACAGCACCAAGCGCGGAGUUAUUAGAAGAGAUUAGAGAAGAUCCUAAUGGAACGUACAAUGAGUUAGCUGAAGAUUUAACUGUACAGCAAAGCCAAAACCCACUGGCCACCUCUCCUCAAAUCAGGGAACUGGCUCAAGUAUUUACACAUGCUUUAUCUGCAUACCUGCAAGACCCAGUUCAGUUCAGAAAAGUGUUAUCAGAUAUCAGACCUACGCAUCCAUCAUUUGGGGACCUGUUAACCACGACUGAAGAAUCUGUUAAUACCGAACCAACGACAACAGUUAACGAGGAAGAUGACGAAAUAUUAGGUUUCUCUGAUGAUCAUAAAUCAGUGCCAGCAUUAUCCAAUUCACGAGAACCAAAGGCUUUAGGUAUUCCUACAGCGUUUCCUAUCAGAGAAGAGAUAACAACUACUCUGAAACCAACAACAGAAUACGUGCCGUCGCCAUACAGUACUUUUUCUACCACUCCUAGGAGUCCAUUCAGAUGCUGUGGAAGAAUAUCAGCCUCGUACACUUCUCCUUCUACUGCCGGGACUCCAAGCACUCCCCUGUACAGCAACACAGUAGCCGUUAAUGCAAAUCUCCGAUUGGCCAACAAUUACAGCGAAUCGAUAACGACAACGGAAAGCGAUUAUUCCGUUCCCAAAUAUGGUGGCUUCCAAAAUAAUGCUUUGACAUUAAACGAUUCUCCUUACGGCACAAACGGAUUGUCUACAGCAGGUAAACCAUUGAGCGAGUACGUUGAAGCAACUAACUUGCCUUCUGCUUGGGGAAUAGAUCCGUCUGUCUCAACUACCAGUGAUUUCGAAAGUAAAAAGAUCAGAACUACCACAGCGUUACCUACAACUACUUCAGUCUACUUUACAGAAACAGAAAGUGUUGAAUUAGAAAACGACGAAGAAUUACAAAGAGCUCAUAGUCAAUCGUUUGCUGCGCCUCAAGCCAAUAGCAUAAGACAUGGCAAGCAAUUAAACUUCGAGUCGGAACCGUUGAAAAAACCCGCUGAAGAUCUAGAAGCUCCUACCAUACCCAGUGAAGAUCUGACAACCGAGCAAACAACACCACAGCCUACUACCAUCAGAGUUACGGAGACGGAAAGCCUUACGACUACUCCAACAGUACCCGAUACAGUGUUCACUUCACCUGACAGCGACAAGACAACAGCUAACCAGUUCACUUGGUCGAGCACUUAUGGAAACUGGCAGAGUACCGUCAUAGAUCCUAUCACACUUAACGAUGGGUUAAGCCAAACAGCGCCAGAAAACCAAGGGCUAUCGGAAAACACUUACAUACCAAGCACUGCCACCACAACAGAAUACGCUCCUACCGAGCAAACAGUUUCUCCUACAUUCAAUUAUGAAAUAACCACACAAGAGACCAAAGAAAAGUCUGAAAGACAAGGAAAGCUGCUCAGAGACUACUCAUCUACGGAACCCGCACAGGACCUAACGACAAUUAGUGAUACUGUUGUAGAAAAGGCAAAGGAAAUCAUGAACGCAACCACAGCUGAGAAGCUAAUGAACGUUAUGAAGAAAACGAAAUCAAAAACAGUGAAGAGGCUUAUACUGCUGUUAAUUCAAACGUGUGAUGACGACCACAACACUACCGCUGAAGCAUCUAAGAAAGCCUUGCUCGAAGCUCUCAUGGCUGUCUCUCAAAAAGACAUGGAGGAUAUAGCUAAAGAGGAAGAAGCUACAGAAGUUCCAACAACAGAAACUAACGUAUUCAGAAGAGUUGAUAGAAUAGAAAGGACAAGAGGAGACAGGAGAGGUAAAAGCCUAAACUUCGAUCCUAGCGCAAUCAACUCCCUAUCAAAUGCGCUUACUACAGAAAGGGUGCGAACAACGGAAGAUUUAGAAACAGUUUCUACAACAAUCAGUCCUAUCACAACUAGUACGGCAAGUCGAAGAGGUGUUAAGAAAUUCAACACGAGAACAACAACAGUUGAACCUAAAACUACUACAAAACUACCUUUUAUAGAUGCUCCUAUAGCUGAAGCUAGGGUUGCACCUUCCAGUGACGCGAAAGCUUCGUCAGAUACUAGGGCGUUAGAAUUAUUAAGGUCGCUUUACUCCAUCGCAGCGCGGUGGGGUUGAAAACUCUUUAGUGUUCUAAGGAUCCUGAUCCUGUUUUUAUAUUUAGGGUUGAGUCCAGUGAGGUGUAAUUAUUUUAUAUUUUAGAUCAGAUACCGGGUGGUUGGCGUUGCCUUUGUAACUUGUUUUCAGAUAUUAAAAAAAUUAAAGAGAGCUCUACAAUUUGAGCCGAUAUACAUUACAAGUUACUCCUUAAAAACCAAUAACUUUGUCAGUAAUACAAAAUUCACAUUAAAAAGUAGACAUUGUUGCUAAUUACGUAAAGAUAGGUUAUAAAGACCGAACACACUAGACGAAUGAGAUAUUUUUUAUUCGCUAUUUAAUUGUUAUACAAGUUACAACAGCAGUGUUGCUAUGAAAAAUAAUUCGAGACCCUAAAUAUAAACUGUAAAUGUGAUUAUGUAGAUAGUAUUCAUUGAACUGUCAUUCUAAAUUUAAGGAACGUCUUUAUUUUCAUUUGCUAGAAAAUUACAGCAGUUCUAUACCGUUAGGCUGUUUAUUUUAACAUAAAAUGUGUAACAUGAUUAUAACACGAUGAUAUUAACACCUUGACAAGUAUACAAAGACAAUUCAGAAGCGUUUGACGUACCUAAAAUGAUCUACCUGAUGUAAAACACUCAAAGGUUACCAAAACAACCAUCAUUCAGGAAAUCAUCAUUCAGGUCACUUUGUUUUGUAAUAUCCAGAUAUUCUUUUUCGAAAAGGUUUUCAUAAAAAGUUUGAAGUUUAAAAACUACAAACAAAUAUAUAUUGGUUGAGAUCCCCUUAUUUGAAGUCGGUCUUAAUAUCAAUAAAUUUAAUUAACAUGCGGUAUAAAAAGCUCAAUUCAUGUUGCACAUACUAAGCACCUUGAAAGAAUAAAACAGCCCUAUUAGGCUGAGUGGCACAAUUUAACGUUAAAUAAUAAUAAUGUUAUUAAAAUAUAAGUUUGAUAUCCUAAUAAGAUCCAUAUUAAAGUAUUCGCGUAAUACCAAUUGCAGAAUAUAUCAUUUUGAAAGGUACAUUGCCAAUUUACCUGCUUCGGGCACCGGGGACCGAUGAACAAGAUCUUUUACUGGCCGUCGGUCACCGGUGCCCAAUUUAAAUUUAUCACAGAAGGCAUUGAAAGAAAUUGAAUUAGAUAGUAACGUUACGUUGUGCAACCCACCCUUAGUUAAUUACCUAGUUAACUUAUUACGUUUUGUUAUAAAAUUUUGACUUCAUAGUUUAACACGUAGUAUUCUAUUUAUAGGCAAUUUUAAAGUUUAUAUUUUCCUAUUUUUAGGAAACGAAUCUAGGUUUAGAAUACUGAGUUACCUACAUGAUGCUAUGUUUACGUUAGUUUUACGCUAUUUGUUACAUUGCCACAAUAUAACUGUAAUAUAUUCUUAAGUGGACUAUUUCUAGAUGUAUUAUAUGUUAGAUAUUUUUUUAGUAAAUUUUUAUAUAAAAUAUUAGUUUUUUCUUUUUUUUUACCUUACCAUCCAUAUCUUCAUUUAUUCUUGAUGUCUUUUGAUUCCGAAUUAAAAUUCGGGUAUCAAAAGACAUCCCUGGUAUACAA
Trichoplusia ni (cabbage looper) is the source of this 6329-nucleotide messenger RNA. It is a transcript of the gene thw, whose product is annotated as mucin-17. Gene Ontology annotation, cellular component: extracellular region. Lineage: Eukaryota; Metazoa; Arthropoda; Insecta; Lepidoptera; Noctuidae. Gene Ontology annotation, molecular function: chitin binding. Bases 875 to 4792 code for a protein of 1305 amino acids. The transcript has 8 exons. The record is from RefSeq and is a predicted model, not a curated record.